Molecule: messenger RNA, 777 nt
Organism: Glarea lozoyensis ATCC 20868
Lineage: Eukaryota; Fungi; Ascomycota; Leotiomycetes; Helotiales; Helotiaceae
Exons: 5
Coding region: 1-777 (258 amino acids)
Biological process (GO): mycotoxin biosynthetic process
Source: RefSeq, a predicted model, not a curated record
AUGGCCAUCUCUACUAUCGAAGAGGAAGACCAAGAGCCUUUCUUGGGAAAAGAAGAUAGUGGAAAUUUUCAAGGAGCAACAUAUCGCCGUUCUCUGAAGACUCCAUGGGUGCUGACAAAGAUUUCUUUACUUUCGAUAUUGAUUCACAUUGGCCUCCUGGUGUUGUGGAAAUCUUCGUGGCAACAGCACUCCAAUACAUCUUUCGAAAGGUCGCAAGCAUCAAAAUUCUAUAGUCCGUUCGAAAAUGUGAUCAGUAAAAAGAUUGAAAAUUGGGAGAAAGACGCCUGGGAUAAUAGUAUCUUCCUGGGAGAGCCUUCCGAAGAACUUGAUCUGGCAUGGGACAAACUUCAAGCGGUGGAAGGAAUCAGCGUCUCUCCCGAAGAAAGUGCUAAGGUCAAUCUUACAAGUGAUAUUCGCUUGAAGAACGGGGACCAAGCCGUUGUUGUGGGAUACUUUCACAACUUACACUGUCUUCGCUAUUUAUACCAAGGUCUUCACCCCGAGACCUAUGUUCGAUCUGGCGGUGAUCCUUCCCAUGGGGGUCUCCAUCAUUCUUAUCAUUGUCUGGAAGUCCUACGACGAUCUGUACUCUGCAAUCCCGACCUGACAUUGCAUGCGAUACACUGGCAAACGGAAGAAAAGUUAGGCAUGACUCUGAGACCUGAAUCUACUCGCCAAUGCGUGGAUUUUCAAGCCAUUUACGACUUUUCCAUGACACGCAGAUUUGCACGUAACAUGAUUGUCGAUGUAGAGGAUUCUGUUUACGACUAUCAAUAA